Molecule: messenger RNA, 2336 nt
Organism: Colletotrichum destructivum
Lineage: Eukaryota; Fungi; Ascomycota; Sordariomycetes; Glomerellales; Glomerellaceae
Product: Putative peptidase S9, prolyl oligopeptidase, catalytic domain, six-bladed beta-propeller, TolB
Exons: 5
Coding region: 114-2210 (698 amino acids)
Biological process (GO): proteolysis
Molecular function (GO): serine-type endopeptidase activity
Source: RefSeq, a predicted model, not a curated record
CGACAUACCUACAUCUACGGCAGCAUUCCCGCCCAGCUUUCUUGCUCUCAAUCUCACCCAGUUUAUAGCUGUAUAAUCAAGUUUCAGUGCCGCAAUACCUGCCGCAGCUCCUCAUGAUGACAAUUCAGGCCUCCAAGUUCACUCCAGAGGUUCUGCUCUCUGCCCCACGCAGGUCUCCUGGCAUUCCCAACCCCGCCGGCACCAAGGUGCUGUAUACCGUUUCGACCUACUCUUUCGACUCCCACCGCAAGACGUCCCAGACCCGAGUUCUCGACGUCGAGAGCGGCCACUCCGCCCUUCUCUACGAGGAAGCUUCUUACGGGGAUGCGACAUGGAUCUCAGACCGGGAGAUUCUUCUUCUGAGGACUGGUGAUAAGGGAACCACUAGUCUAUUAUUGGGAGACAUUACCAAACCAUCAGUAGUGACCGAAAUUCGCCAUUUCGAAGGUAGCCUGUCGAGCCUCAAAGUAAAACGAUUGUCGGACAAUGAAGUCGCCAUCGCCGUGUGUGUCUUGACAACCCCCGAGGGCUCCAUGUAUAACCCCGCCGCCGAGAAGAAGCAACACACAACCGGGAAGAUCUACUCGAGCUUAUUUGUCAGACACUGGGACACCUGGAUUUCCGAAAACCAGAACUCUAUCUGGUAUGGUCUUCUCCGGAAGGAUGACAAGACGUACAAACUGGAGCAUCCAGGCUUGGUCAACGCUCUCGAGGGAUCGAAGCUGCAGUCCCCGGUCCCCCCCUUUGGCGGCGCAGGUGACUUUGACAUCGGCAAGAAUGGCAUUGUGUUUGUUGCACGGGACCCCGAGAUCUCCCCCGCAAUAUACACGAAAACGGACCUCUACUUCGUUCCUUUGAAGGCUUUCACGGAGACAAAGCCGCCAGUGCCGCAGCUUGUUAAGACAAGUAAGUUGCGCGGAUACUCGGCAGCGCCCGUUUUCUCCAGGGAUGGGAAGAAGGUUGUUUUCACCCGGAUGAAGAGUGAUCAGUACGAGACGGACAAGCCAAGGCUCAUGCUGGUCCCAAACGUUUUCGAUCUUGCAAGCGUGCAAGAGUUCUACCAGACGGACGACGGCGCUGGCGGGUGGGACGCACGACCCGAGUGGAUUACUUGGAGCAAGGACGAUUCGGAGAUCUACGUCUCUGCAGAAGAGCACGGUCGAGCAAAGCUUUGGAAGCUUCCCUCAUCACCUCACGAAGCGAUAGACUUGCCAGCAGCGGUCUAUGAGGAGGGGUCUGUCAUUGAAGCAAAGCUUCUGGGGGACGAUGGAGAUAAGCUUUUCAUCAGCACAUCAUCCCGAGUCGAAAAUUCGGCUUACUGGGUUUUAGACCCGGCCAGCAAGAAGACGGAUCUUGUCUCGUCGAGCUCGAAGCAUGGCAAGUCUUUCGGCCUUUCCAGUUCCCAGUGCGACGAGUUUUGGUUCAAGGGAGCAGAGGGAUACGACGUACAUGCCCUGGUGGUGAAACCUUCGGACUUUGACGAGAACAAGAAGUACCCUCUUGCUUUCCUUAUCCACGGAGGACCACAGGCCGCGUGGAUGGACAGCUGGAGCACCCGGUGGAACCCGGCCAUCUUCGCGGAGCAGGGCUACAUUGCGGUCAUGCCCAACCCGACGGGAAGCACUGGCUACGGACAGCAGCAUACAGACAACAUACAGAACGAGUGGGGUGGCCGCCCGUACGUCGACCUGGUCAAGUGUUUUGACCACAUUGAGAAGAACAUCCCCUACAUUGACUCAGGCAACGCCGUCGCUCUGGGCGCUUCCUACGGAGGCUACAUGAUCAACUGGAUCCAAGGUCACGAGCUUGGAAGGAAGUUCAAGGCAUUGGUGUGCCAUGACGGCGUGUUUUCGACGCUCAACCAGUGGUCCACUGAGGAGCUCUUCUUCCCUCUGCAUGACUUCGGCGGCCCUCUCUGGGAAAACCGCGAGGGCUACGAGAGAUGGGAUCCUGCCCACCAUCUUGAUCAGUGGUCGACACCUCAGUUGGUCAUUCACAACGAGCUGGACUACAGGUUGCCCAUCUCGGAAGGUCUGGCCAUGUUCAAUGUUCUUCAAGCCCGUGGGGUGCCCAGCAAACUGUUGAUGUUCCCCGAUGAAAACCAUUGGGUGUUGAAACCCGAGAACUCGCUUGUCUGGCACAGGGAGGUUCUGAACUGGAUAAACAAGUACACGGGCAUUGAUAAGUCUGGAAAACUGGCUGUUAGAUAAAGAAAGGUAAGACUGGUAAGGCCAAUGGCCGCUUGUCAGCCCAAUUGCCGCGUUGUCUAGAGAGAUGCCAUUUUCCUAAUUCUUUUGCUGGCCAAAAGUAUGGAGAAAAUAAAAUUGUUGUGCCUU